UUAAAACAUAAUUCUGUGAACAAGAUGAUCGUUAAGUUAAAGGCACUUAAAAAUUGGAAGCAUUAUGGAUUUAUAUUGGAUUUUUGUUACAAGUAUUUAAAUUUUACAAAUCCAAUUUUAUCUCAUGCAUAUGGUUUACUAAAAAUAUAUAAAAUUGAAUAUCCUUUUCGUGUCGUUAGCUUUUCGUUUAUUGGGAGUCUUUUUCAUGAUUUACCUUCUUUUUUUGAAUAAAAUAAAAGUCUACCACGUCUAAACAGAAAACUUUAUGAGUAACAAUUUCUAACUGAUCAAAAAUAUUUCUAAUUUGACAAUUUUGAAGAAUGCUUCAUUUUUAUCUCUUGACGUAAUUUCACUUUUUACUAAUGUAUCGAUUGAUUUAGUUUUGGAAGAUUUAUCAAGAUAUGGUCCCUUAAUAUUGAGCAGAAUACUGACAUCACAAAGACGAAAUUGUUUAAAGCGAUAAAUCUAAUAUUUAAUUAUACAUUUUUCAUUUUUAAUAAUAAGUACAUCGUACUUACAAACAGACUCGGUGUACUCAGCGAGUUCAUCACUUUCUCCCAUAGUGGCUAAUAUUGUGAUGCAAAACUUGGAGUCGUGUUCGUUAAAAAAAAAGAACUUUGUCGCUCCACACACAUCUUUUUAUGUAAGAUACGUAGACAAUAUUGCUCUUGACAAUUCUUACGAAAAUGAGCUUUUGGAUUUUUAAUUCCUACUACCCUAGACUAAAUUUAUCAUAAAGUUAAGAGGCAAUUCAAUGAAUUUUUUGGAUGUUUGAUUAAAAAGGAUAAUACUCUCAUCUAUGAUUUAUGUCGAAAACCUAUGAAAAAGAGGAAACUAUGAAUCACAAUUUAAAAAACGACCUUCUCAGGUCAAAUGACAUUCUUGUUAUUUCAUAUGAGUACUUCUGUAAGUCGAAAGGAAAAAUUAAGUAUUACUACGCAUGUUUUGGAUACUAGCAGAGGUCGACCUGUUAAUGACUUGUUUGUGUGUCUCUAUAAGUUUGAAAAUAACAAGUGGAUUGUUUUGAGAGAAAGCGUAACAGAUUCGAAUGGACGUUGCGAGAAUCUGUUGCAAGACAUGCAAGAGAAUCCCGGAUCUGGCAGAUUCAAGAUUGAGUUUCGGGUAAACGAUUAUUUCAAACGAAUCGCAUCCGCUUUUAUGUACCCGAUGAUUGACGUGAUGUUCGACGUGCAACAUUCCAACGAGCAUUAUCACAUUCCUCUGCUGCUGAAUCCUUUCGGAUAUACCACGUAUCGUGGCUCGUAAUCAACAUCACACUUAACCCAGGAAUCACUUGGGGUGUUUUUAUAUUCCAGCGUCGAGAAAAUAUGAACUGUUAUUGUAAAAUGGU
Molecule: messenger RNA, 1351 nt
Organism: Acromyrmex echinatior (Panamanian leafcutter ant)
Lineage: Eukaryota; Metazoa; Arthropoda; Insecta; Hymenoptera; Formicidae
Product: 5-hydroxyisourate hydrolase
Biological process (GO): purine nucleobase metabolic process
Molecular function (GO): hydroxyisourate hydrolase activity
Source: RefSeq, a predicted model, not a curated record